ACCCUGAGAGUAUUGGAUCCUGCUGGCAUGCUGUGUCGAGGGCUUGGAAUAAACGUUAUUCCAGAAAGAGUGUACUCUGUACCAGCUCCAAAUUCUUUAUGGCACAUUGAUGGAAAUCACAAGUUGAUUCGUUGGAGAAUUGUGAUCCCUGGAGGAAUUGAUGGGUACAGCAGAAAGAUCAUGUACCUCUGUGCCAAUAAUAAUAAUAGAGCCUCCACUGUAUUGAGCGCCUUUCUUGCCGCAGUCCAGCAAUUUGGGAUUCCAACAAAGGUUCGCAGUGACAAAGGAGGGGAGAAUGUUGACGUCGCUCGUUUCAUGCUUGAACAUCCACAGCGGGGACCAGAUAGAACAAGUUUCAUAACCGGACGGAGUGUUCACAAUCAGAGAAUCGAACGACUGUGGAGAGAUGUCUGGUGCUCAGUGACUGUAAACUAUUAUACAGCCUUUCAACAUCUUUACAACUCUGGUGUGUUAAAUGUAGACGACGAGCUAGACCUCAUUUGUCUACAUUAUGUGAUGCUUCCCAAAAUUAACGAACAUUUACAGCUGUUUAAGAAAGCUUGGGAUCGUCAUCGCCUUUUUACAGAGCACGGAAAGUCCCCCCAGCAGUUGUGGAUUGAAGGACAGAUUAUGGGGGCGCAUCCUAUCACUGAACCUGUUUGUGAACAGGGAACUCUGGAGGAUUAUGGCAUUGACUGGGAAGGACCAACACCUGUUGAUCAUGAAGCUGCAGUUGAUGUUCCAGAAAAUCCCAUGCCUCUACAAAACCGAGUAUUUGAACAUCUCCGUGAGAGAAUAGAUCCUCUUCGCCCUAGUACAUGCUUUGGGAUGGAUAUACUAGUGGAAGCCUUGGAAAGUGCUCGAUGAAUAUUCCAUGAUGUGAGGGACCGGGUCGGUCAAGCAUGAGGACACAGAAAGAAUUUUCAAGGAAAAUGGGUUUUAUUUUCCCAAAAUAACAAAAUUCAAACAAUGAUUACAGGGUCCUUAAAAUAGGUCCAAUGAAAAAGGAGGGGGCAUCAGCUGAGUUGCUACUGCUAGUGUCUUCAUGUUCUUUUGAAAAUCCAGUUCAUCCUGUCUUUUAAAGCAUAACUCCUUUUCUGUAUCCAGAGGCGAACACCUGUGAGGUCACUCUGCGCCUCCCCAUCCACCAGACCUAUGACAGCUUUGUGCACUACAUGGAGUCUGGCCUGAUACAGGCUCCAACGUUUGGAUUCCUUUAGAAUCAAACUUGAUGUUUUUGUUUUGUUGUUGUUGUUCUAGUGUGUGACGUCAAAGGUUAGUUUCAUUGACAUCAGUUUAAGUUUGUCUGCGAUAUAAAAUAAAAUAAUGCAUUUUCAGUUAAAAUGAAAAAAAGUUAUUUUCAUGAUUGUCAGUUAUGGUUGCAAAAUGUUUGUAAUUUGUGAGAUGAGCAGUUUUGGUUGUGGAUUUAUUUCAUUAUUUUAAGGAACAUAUUCUUGCAAAUAAAGCCUAUAGUGACUUUCCCCAA
Molecule: messenger RNA, 1486 nt
Organism: Girardinichthys multiradiatus
Lineage: Eukaryota; Metazoa; Chordata; Actinopteri; Cyprinodontiformes; Goodeidae
Exons: 4
Coding region: 28-867 (279 amino acids)
Biological process (GO): DNA integration
Molecular function (GO): nucleic acid binding
Source: RefSeq, a predicted model, not a curated record